UUGCUUACGAUACUAAUCGAUAGGACGGUUUGUAUUUGGUUGUGAGAUCUUGACAUACAAAAAGAUCGAGUGUGGCCCUGGUUUAGCGUGGUGGUUCUUCUCUAAGGAAAAAGUUAAGAAGAAACACACAAGCAGUGAAAGAACAAUUGAAAAAGCUAUCAAGGGACUCGCUACACAAUCAUAAAACAACUUUUAGCACUCCGACAUCAGAAGUGGGAUUGUACUUUCGUCUACUAAUCAUGGAAGACCAACUGCGCAUCUUGAUGGAGCACCAAAGCCAAAGUUUCCUGGAAUUGGCAAAAACUCUGCAAGCGUCUGUACGAGAACAGGCACAAACUUGCGUCGUCACAUUGCCGAAAUUUAACGCCGACAUUCCUGGCGCCGACGCUACUCAAUGGUGUGCUACGGUUGACAUUAUUUUGGUUGAAAAACCGCUGAAAGGCAGUGCUUUAAUAUUGGCCUUAACAAAAUCGUUGGAAGGAAGCGCGUCCCAAUGGCUUUCUGAAGUGUGCUACGCAGGCGUGACUUGGCCGGAAUUUAAACAGUUAUUUCAACAACGCUAUGCAAAUACUGAAACGCCAGCCGCCAUGUUUUUGCAGUUAUUAAACAGUCGCCCCGGCAACAGUGAAUGCCUUGCGAUAUACGCUAGUCGCAUGGUGACUUCGCUUGUUAACAAGUGGAAGGGCUUGGAUGCUGAGAGGAUUGCGGUGUCCGUGGUUUUGGGACAUUUGGCCAACUUUGACCGCCGAGUGCAAAGAAUUGCAUACACUGCCGAGAUCAAAAAUAGACGUGACCUAAAGGCUGAGUUGCAGGUCUUCGCUUUUGACAAGCGCACACAUCAUUCUGGAAAUGAGGAAUCUGGAGCAAAGAGAGCUAAGUUGGCGUCACUGAAGUGCCAUCUUUGCGGAAAGAUGGGGCACAAAAUGAUUGAUCGCCGAAACAAGAAGCAGAGCGCCGGCAUGUCGAGACAGGAUCAACGAGGAAGCCAACCAUUUCAGCAGCAUUUUAAAGACAAUAUAACUUGCUAUCGUGGCCGAGAGCAAGGUCAUAUAGCCUUACAAUGCCCAAAAAAUAUGACAGGUGGUGGAGCUGGAUUGCGGAACGAAAAGAGAGCUGAGCUGUGCGUGGUGGAUGAACCGAAGACAAGUAUGCUGUUACGAGGUGAGGACUUUCCAAUCUUUUUCGAUUUUGGAGCAGAGUGCUCUUUGGUUAAAGAGAGUUUUGCAGGAAGCUAAGCGGUAGAAAAGUAAAUAACGUAGUUAGCUUAAAAGGUAUCGGAAAUGCAAAUGUUUGUAGUACAAUGCAGAUUGAUAACAAUAUUCUUAUUAAUGGAAAUAGUUUAAAUGUAACAUUUCAUGUUGUACCCGAUGACUGUAUGUCAAAUAAUAUUGUACUGGGACGAGAAGUGUUGGCUCAGGGAUAUGCUGCAGUAGUAUCUUGUAAAGGGGUUGAAAUAAUUAAGGAUGAAACAAAAA
Messenger RNA from Drosophila yakuba, 1475 nucleotides. RefSeq lists its product as uncharacterized. The transcript has a single exon. The coding region runs from base 240 to 1235 and encodes 331 amino acids. NCBI's taxonomy places the organism in Eukaryota, Metazoa, Arthropoda, Insecta, Diptera, Drosophilidae. Gene Ontology annotation, molecular function: nucleic acid binding; zinc ion binding. The record is from RefSeq and is a predicted model, not a curated record.